Molecule: messenger RNA, 10322 nt
Organism: Nomia melanderi (Alkali bee)
Lineage: Eukaryota; Metazoa; Arthropoda; Insecta; Hymenoptera; Halictidae
Source: RefSeq, a predicted model, not a curated record
ACAGCGACUCGUAUUGGCAUCUAUUUCAUACGUUGAUGUUCAAACGAAGAGGUCGUUGAAAAGUUCCUGCUCUGUACGAACAUGGCAGACUGCCAUUGGCAGAUAGCAGUUUUGCGGUUUCGCACUCGUCGCGACUGCAAAAGUUUUAAUGUUGAAGAACGAAGGAUAUGAGCCGUAGUACUUCUAUUAGAACGAAUGUGUGCAUGCUGCAAAGAAGAAAAUCGAAACGUUCGAAGUUUCUUCAAAUUGAUCUUUAACGGUUACGGUUCGAUCGAAAAAGAAUACAGGAAAUGGAUGGAACUAGAGCGGCCGAUGUUUUACCAUUGCUUCAAGAACGUCUGGCCAUAUUACCGGGUGGUCGAGAUCGAAGAGGCGGACCAGUACUUAUCUUUCCUACAACUCCUAGGCGAGAACGUGCAAAACCUGAAGAUUAUCGUCGCUUGUUACAAUACCUUUUGACUGUACCCAGCGAAGAGGCGAGGGGUUUACGUUUCACAGUGAUUGUGGACAUGCGUGGUGCUACUUGGGACUCUGUAAAGCCCAUUCUCAAGGUGUUGCACGAGCACUUUCAUCGAUCAGUUUACGUCGCCUUUAUUAUAAAACCAGAAAAUUUUUGGCAAAAGCAGCGAACCACCUUGGCUAAACAGAAGAAAUAUAAUUUUGAGAUAAACACCAUAAGUUUAGAGGCUCUAGGGAAAGCGAUAGACCCGUCGCAGUUGACUGCGGAUUUGGACGGAUCCUUGCAAUACGACCAUGCCCAGUGGAUCGAUACGCGACUCGUAGUAGAAGACUUUACGUGGCAAGCAGCGGAUCUUCUCGAUCGAUUGGAUGAUCUACAAGAAGAUUUGAGUCGUAACGAUUUUGCGGAUGACGUGGCUGGAGCUAAACACGGAAUCGAUUUACACAAUGAAAUGAAAAAGAAAAUUAUGAAAGUUCCGGUGGAAGAAAUCGAAGUCGUUGGUCAACGGCUACUGCAACGUUUCGAUAACAGUAUGGCCACGACUAGUAGCGAAGGGGGUAGCAUCGAGAGCGGUGCCAUUGGCGGUACUGAUUCCGAUGGACGAGCGGCAGCCUUGGUUAUUCAGCACUUGGAUUCCGUGCACGCGGCGCAGCAACAUCUGCUGCAAUUGUGGCAUAUUAAAAAAAUGAAGCUGGAUCAAUGUUUCCAGCUGAGACUUUUCGAACAAGAUUGCGAAAAGAUGUUUGAUUGGAUUUGUCACAACAGAGAAGGAUUUCUGGCAAAUUACGUCGAGAUUGGUCGAUCUUAUCAGCUAGCCAAGAAUUUGCAGGAGGAACAUAAGCACUUUACGAUGAGUUCGAUGAACGUUUACGUGAACGUUAAUAAAAUUCUGACGAUGGCCAGUCGUCUGCUAGAAACGCAACAUUACGCUGCCGGGCACGUUAGAGCGGUGGCCGGUCGACUGGAUCGAGCUUGGAAAGAGUUCGCUGCGGGUCUCGACGAGCGAACCGCGGUUCUUAGUUUGAGCGUUGUUUUCCAUCAUAAGGCCGAGCAGUAUGUCGACAGCGUUGCGGGAUGGAGUCAAGCUUGCGACGCUGGAAAUUUGCCUAACGAAAUACCGAUCUUAGAAUCCCAUAUACGACAACAUCAGUCGCUUUACGAGGCGAUGUGUCAAGCUUAUACAGAGGUAUACGAUGCGUAUCAAGCGCUUUUGAGCGGACUAGGCUCGAUGCUGCAAGUUUGUCACAGCUUGAGUUCGAUACGCGGUCCAAACUCGGAUACAUUUUGCAUCGAUUAUGUACAUAGUACCAGUAAGAAGCUUCUUUAUCAACUGGAUCAUCUCGUGCAAGUCUGUAACCAACCACAAGGAAUAGACCAUACAGCCAGAAAACAUAGCCAAGAUGGGCAUGGAAUUGACGGACAUUCCGGUAUGAGCGGAAAUCCAGCUGCGGACUACAGCGAGGGCGCGUCGCACGUGUUGGCGGUUAUUCAUCAAAUCCUGGGUCAUCACAGGGCACUGGAAGCUCGUUGGCACGCUCGAAAAGUGAAAUUGCAUCAACGUCUGGCUUUAAGGUUGUUUCAAGAAGAUGUGAAGCAAGUUUUGGAUUGGUUGACGAAUCAUGGCGAAGUAUUCAUUCGGAAAAACACGGGAGUAGGUCGGAAUCUUCAAAAGGCUAGAGUAUAUCAAAAGAGCCACGAGCAUUUCGAGAACGUCGCACAGAACACGUACACGAACGCUACCAAGUUGCUUACCGCCGCUCAAGAAUUAGCGCACACGGGAGAAUGCGCUGCUGAUGAGAUAUACACAGUUGCGCAGGAACUGGAAGCGCACGUUAGCAGUUUCGCGGCUCGGGUUGAACAGCGCCGACGAAGACUGGACCUGGCGGUUGUAUUUUAUACUCACGAGAAAGAGUUGAGCGGUUGGGUGGACGAACUGCGACAAGAGUUGCAGCAGGAUGAAGUGGCGGAGAAUCUAGAGACAGCAGAAAGGCUAUUAGAUCAGUGUGCGCAACAUAGGGCAUCCUGCUUGGAAGCUUGCACGUCUACCAUUGUGCAAGGCGAGGCGUUGCUGCGAGAGCUUCGAGAAUCUACCGAUGCCCCUGACAGUACUGGUUCGAUCACUGCGGUGGAAGCUGCGCUCGACAGGCUGGCUGGUUUGAGACAGGAAUUGGAAGAUUUAUGGGCUACCAGGAAACUGAGACUCGAGCUUUGUUUGCGAUUACGCGUUUUCGAAAGGGACGCUCUGGAAGCGAGCGGUCAGUUGGAAAUGUGGGCUCAAGAACUGCAAGGACCACCUCGAGAAGGAUCACCGGAGCAACUGUUACGCGUGCACAACGAUGGCGUUGCUCACAUGCAGAACACUGCUUUUCAGGUUCUACAACAAGGCCAAGAACUCGCCCAAGUACUGGAACAAUCUGGAGUAUGUAUAAUGGCAGAUGGUCAGCACAGCGCCGCAUCUAGAGUUCAAGUGCUACUCGAGUUUUUGAACGAAAGGGAAAUGGAUGCGGAAGAUUUGGCGGAAAUGCGGAGAGUUCGCCUAGAACAGGCUUCGCAAUUGGUACAGUUGCAAACGGACGCCACUCACGUAGCCAAUUGGAUUCGUAACGGAGAGGCGAUGCUGUUGGCUUCGUUGAGAGUUCCAGAGAACUUGCAAGACGCUGACCAACUUCGUUUAGAACACGAACAGUUUCAAGUUGCUAUAGAAAAAACUCAUACCUCGGCUGUUCAAGUGAAGCACAGAGCAGACGCUUUGGUGAGCGCGAAUCAUUACGAUCCGAAGAGUAUAAGAGAGGUUGCUGAAGAUGUAACCAAGAGAUGGCAACAGUUGGUCACGUGCGCCGAGGAGAGACACAAAUUAGUGACAGCUAGUAUAAAUUUUUACAAAACCGCGGAACAAGUACGUUCUGUAUUAGAUAGCCUUGAACGCGAAUACAAAAGAGACGAAGAUUGGUGUGCGUCUGGAGAAAAAGCCGCGCAAGUGCCAACACUGGUUGGUAAACACCAGGAACAGAAAGAAGCAUUUUUGAAAGCGUGUACUUUGGUGCGGCGAACUGCGGAAACAUUCCUGAAAUAUACGAAUCGCAGCCUACAAUUUUAUAGUUAUCAGUCGAACAGUGCUGGUUCCGAGAAUAAGGUUAAAAAUAUUUUGGACGAAUUACUCAGUAAAGAGAAUCGAGUUCUCGAGUAUUGGACGCAACGUAAAAAGCGAUUAGAUCAGUGUCAUCAGUACGUCCUUUUCGAGCGCAGCGCUAAACAAGCUCUAGAGUGGAUUCGAGAAACAGGCGAAUUAUAUUUAGCCACGCAUACUAACGUUGGUAAAAAUCGUAUCGAAAAUGAACAAUUAUUACGCGAACACAAUGAAUUUAAGGGAGCUGCGAAGGAAACAAGGGAAAGAGUAAAACUGUUGAUUCAACUUGCCGAUAAUUUAGUCGAAAAGGGUCACGCUCACGCGACAGCGAUCAAGCAAUCUGUUGCCGAAGUUGAUCAACGUUACAAGGAUUUCAGCACGCGGAUGGAUUGCUACAAAACACAAAUCGAGGAUGAUUUAGGAAUUCAAUCGGACGAUGGUCAGAAAGAUUUGUCUAUCGAUCGUAAUUCUGAUCCCUUACUCGAAGAGAAGAUCAAAGGGAAAGAUCUUAAGGAAUUAAACGAAGAAAAGAGACGAUCAGCACGGCGAAAGGAAUUCAUAAUGGCUGAAUUGCUCCAAACGGAACGUACCUACGUGAAAGAUUUAGAAACUUGUAUUCGUUGCUUUUUGGAAGAGACACGAUGCGGUAAAGGAAACGUUCCGGCAGGAUUACAAGGUCGGGAAUCGAUCAUCUUUAGCAAUAUGGAAGAGAUCCAUCAGUUUCAUAGCAAUAUAUUUCUUCGUGAAUUGGAAAAAUACGAGACCAUGCCGGAGGAUGUUGGACAUUGCUUUGUUACUUGGGCCCCGAAGUUUGACAUGUACGUAACAUAUUGUAAAAAUAAGCCCGAAAGUAAUCAGUUUCUAGUUGCUCAUGGUGGUACCUGGUUUGAGGAAUUGCAAAGAAAGCACCGCGUCGAGCAUCCUAUUGCCGCAUAUCUAAUCAAACCCGUACAAAGAAUUACCAAGUACCAGCUGCUUCUGAAAGAUCUUCAGGCUUGUUGCCAAGAGGGACAGGGCGAGAUAAAAGAUGGUCUGGAAGUGAUGUUAAAUGUGCCUAAGAAAGCAAACGAUGCCUUACACUUGAGCAUGCUGGAAGGCUGCGACGUAAGAAUAGACACCCUUGGCGACGUAGUUCUGCAAGACUCGUUCACGGUAUGGGACCCGAAGCAAUUGAUUAGAAAGGGUAGAGACCGGCACAUAUUUCUGUUCGAGUUGUAUCUUUUGUUUAGCAAAGAAGUGAAAGAUUCCGCUGGCAAGGUGAAGUAUAUUUACAAAAGCCGUUUGAUGACCUCCGAAUUGGGAGUAACGGAGCAUAUCGAGGGGGACGAAUGCAAAUUCGCGGUGUGGACGGGACGAGCACCGACCAGCGAUACACGCGUGGUUCUUCGUGCCAAUUCUAUGGAUGCCAAACAAUUAUGGGUGAAGAGAUUACGCGAGGUUAUACAGGAAACGUAUUUCAGUUUGAGUAUGCCGAAAAGUCCUGCUAAAAAGAGUUCGAGUCAGCGUUCAAGCAGAGAUCUCGAAGAGUGUGCUUCUCUGGACGACAGCGUCGAGAAUUUGGAUAGAAAUUCCUUGGCUUCUUUCGGAUCCACAAACACCACGGACUCGGACAAGACUGGCGUAGCCGAAGUAACUUGGGUUAUCGCGGAUCACUCGGCGGCACCUGGCUCGAGGGAGUUGACGGUAACGAAAGGUCAACAAGUAGAAGUAUUGGAAAAUGGAAGUAACAUUAGCGGUGUGAACGCAACAGAAUGGACCCAUGUGCGUUUACUGGUUGCGCCAGGGCAAGCUGAACCUCCGCCAGAGGGAUUGGUGCCUACCAGUGCACUGAAACAGCCACCGCCAGCUUCCAAUAAGACUUCACAACAGCAGCAGCAGCAGCAGCAGCAGCAACAACAACAACAACAACAACAACAACAGCAGCAGCAGCAGCAACAGCAGCAACAUCAUCACCAUCAUCAUUAUCAUCAACACCAGCAGCAUCAUCAACAAUCGGGCAAUCAAAGUCAAACUGUUUCUAGUCCCGGCAGUAUUGCGAUACCUGUAUCGUCAUCGUCUAUCACUGGAAUUGGAUUAACGCCGUCGUCUACAGCGACAGUCGUAACGUCUGGCGUAACUUCCGCCGGAGUGGCCAGUCAAAAUGCGGUUGCCGCUACACUGUCAGACGAUGUAGAAAAUGUUGCGAGCGAUGGAAGUGGUACCGCCAAUACAAGUUCUCCCGGAAACAAGAGACGCGUCUUCAGCGGGCGAAAGUGGCUACCUCCGCCAUUGCGUAAACUCAGCCAUGGUAAGGUUGAGAAAUCAACUAACGUCACACCGUCAGCGUCGGCAUCGGCAUCGCCGUCGACCACGGUCGCACUUGCACCUUCGGCUGACCGUUCAAACGCAAAGAAAAACGUUUCGGAAAAACGCUUCAAGUUACCUAGCGGUGCAGAUCAGACGCGGACGUCGAGAUCCGCCACGCCGAUAUCUCUGGCAUCUGCGGCCACAUCGAUGCACGUCUCCACUUCGGUUUCCGACGUAGACAUUCAAGCCGAAGUCGACGCCGAUGAAGACGAAGAGGGAGAAAAUGAACAAUCCUCCGAGCUGGAAAAGGGUACACCAGAGCCCGACGACGCCGAGGCUUUGACUUAUUCGGAACAAAACGGCGCAGACGACGUCGAGGACGAUUUGGAACUUCCACCGCCCAUGAAACCUAUCACUGAUUCAAUUUUGGUGGGAACGACAAAUGGAUCUUCUGGAACUGCGAUUCCAACGGAAAGCUGUGGAAAAUCUCGCGCGUCCGAGCGGUCCACAAAGAUUUUGGACGGCGCUACAACGGUCGAUUUAGCUGAAAUCGAACAAAUCGUCAAGGAGAGAAUGGAACAACAUACGGAGAAUCAAGAGAGACAAAGUCUUCUGCGAACACCCAGCGGUAAGAGUUCGGGUAUUGGUGUGGUCGACGAGGAUGUUUACAACGACGAUUCGGUGUCCGCGACAGAGGCUGUUACCCCCUCUACGGCGACAGUAGCUACGGCCGCAGCAGCUGCAGCACCCACGACGGCUACGAUGACAUCAACGGCGGCGGGUUCGACGACAACCAGUGAUCCGACUCGCGUAUCUACAGAGGAGUCCGAAGCUGAGAGCAAGAUUCUGGCAAAGCGGCAGUUCGUGAUACGAGAACUAGUGGACACGGAAAAGGAUUACGUGAACGAUCUCGGAGAAAUAGUCGACGGUUAUAUGUCGUUGAUGCGAGACGCCGAAUGUGAAAUUCCUCUGCCAGAAGAUUUGCGUGGUGGAAAAGAUAAAAUGGUGUUUGGCAACAUAGAAGCAAUCUACGAGUGGCACAGAGACUUCUUCUUGAAAGCGUUGGAACGUUGCCUGGAACGGCCAGAAGAACUUGGCCCACUUUUCAAAAGAUACGAAAGGAAGUUACACAUGUAUGUUGUUUAUUGCCAGAACAAACCUGUUUCCGAGUACAUUGUUUCCGAGUACAUCGACACAUACUUCGAGGAACUAAGACAGAAGCUUGGUCAUCGAUUGCAGCUGUGCGAUCUUUUAAUAAAACCCGUACAAAGAAUCACCAAGUACCAGCUUCUUCUUAAAGACGCGUUGAGGCUUACCGAACGAACACAAAGGAACUCGGAAAUCGAAGCUCUGAGUGCCGCGGUUCAUGUGAUGCGAGUAAUUCCAAAGGCGGCCAACGACAUGAUGGACGUAGGAAGAUUGCAAGGUUUCGACGGAAAGAUCACGGCACAGGGAAAGUUGUUGCUACACGGUCCUCUUCUGGUAUCGGAGCUGUCGAAUCUCUCCAGUAGAGGAAGGGAGUGGCAGGUUUUUCUGUUCGAGCAAAACAUCAUUUUUAGCGAGGCUGUUGGCAAAAAGACACAGUUUACAAAUCCAGCCUACAUUUAUAAAGCUCAUAUUCAGGUGAAUAAAAUGAGUCUGGAAGAAUGCUACGACGACCCGGAAAAGUUUGAGAUUCGAUCAACGGACCGUCGGAAACCUAGCCUCAGAUUCUUUUGCAGUGCCCUCGAGGAAAAUGGGCCACGAAAGCAGGAAUGGGUAGAAACGAUCACUGCCAUCCUGCAGACCCAACGCGACUUUCUCAAGGCGAUACAGUCGCCGAUUGCCUACCAAAAGGAACUUACCAAAGAUCCACUUCGUGGCGUGAGUCCGGAAUCUCCGUGUCGAGGAAGCGUUCUUUCAUCGGUUUCAUCGACGAUACCGCCUCAGUGUACGGCGAAAACAACGGAGGAAGAAAAGAACCAAGUCUCUGCUGUUUCUGUCUCUCCGUCUGUUUCUGGUGCGAAAACAUUGGUAGCGGCGAUAAUGACAUCCGCAGCGACAGCGACAGCAACCGCAACAGCAACAGCAGCAGCAGCAACCACGACAACCACGCUUCUACAACGAUCUCGUGGCAGCGGCUUGACCGACGAAUCUUCGCGGACGCCGAGUCCCACCAAGAGCAGACUACAUUUUCUCGAAGGCUUUAGAAGCACGCUACGACCACGAUCGCCUGUUCGCAACAAUUCUAUUCCGAUCGUUCCAGGUAGCAGAGUGAGGUUGACCGCGGAUUGGGGAAAGUUGCAUGCUGGAGAAGAGCUGGAGAUCUUUCGAUUGGAUGGUCCAGGCUUGAUCGUGUCUCCAGUGGUCGGAAAGAAGGAAGAAUUUUGGAUUCCGGCGAGUCUUGUUCCGAAUUCGUCUAUCAGCCGCGCAUGGUCUUUUCGUCCGCGAAGAAUCGAUUCCGACGGAGAGAAUGUCCAUGUUCCGCGAGAAGUGGCCGCGGAAGAAAACGGUCCUCCCGCGAUCUUGACUAUUCCGUGUUCGAUCAGGGCGACGGCCGGUGGCGUGGCUCGACUUGUACUGGAAGUUCGUCACGCGGAACGAGCGAUUGUUUCUUGGAAAAAGGAGGGACAACGAUGCGACAUCGAGAGAAGCGAGCGAUAUCGACUUUUUCAAACGGCCGAUUCUCUUUCUCUCGAAAUUGUUCCUUGCCUGCCCUCCGAUUCCGGAAUUUACCAUUGCCGCGUCGACCACGAAACCGGUUCUUGUUCGGCGAAAAUUCCUCUCCGCGUUGUGGGUAUUGGACCAAACACUUGGAAUGUCGCGAACGAAAACAUCUCCCCCUCUCAGUCCGCUGACUCGGCCGACAACGAGUCGUCGAUGAUCCUCGACGAUGCCAUGCUCGUCCAUCCCGUAAAGAGUUCAUCCUCGAACAACGCGGAGACGAUGGGUCGGGAAGCAACAGCGGUGGAUGCAGCAUGGUUCACCGAGACGUACGUAGAUCUAAAAGAAGUAGGACACGGUAGGUUUGCGAAAGUUUACCGAGCGAAGGAUCAAGGAACAGGUCGGAAAGUGGCGCUCAAACAAAUAUCUCGACUGAAGCAGUCGCGCUUCUUGACGCGAGCAGAGUACGAUCUGCUGCGAGUCUCUCGUCACGACAACAUCGUCCGAGCGUAUGCUUUGUUCGAGGAGGUGCCCCAACCGGACACCGAUACCAUAGUUUUAGAGCUAGUGAACGGUCCGACGUUGUUCGCGUAUCUGGCUGGUAAGGACGAAUACACGGAGGGAACCGUUUCGAAGUAUACCGGUCAGUUGUUGUCGGCGCUAUGGUGGUUACAUUCGCGAAAACGAGCUCAUUUGGACUUGAAACCGGAAAACGUUCUAACCGAUCGAGACAAAGAUGCCAUCAAGUUGAUCGAUUUCGGCGAAGCUGUAAGAACAGCGCCGUUGGACCAUGUGGUUCCUCCGGUCGAUUUGGAAUUUGCGGCUCCAGAAUCUGUCCUUGGCAAACCGAUGGGCCCUUAUACGGAUAUGUGGGCUGCUGGAGUUUUCAUUUACGUGCUUUUAAGUGGACUCUCGCCGUUUUUGGAUGACUCUAUCGAGGAGACUACCACGAACAUACUGAAAUGUGACUUUUGUUUCCCCGAAGAGUAUUUCAUCAAAAUAUCGAGUGACGCGAAAGAUCUUCUCAGAGGGUUGUUGUGUUUGCGCGGAGAAGAAAGAGCAACUGCCCGAGCCUGUUUGUCGUCGCCUUGGUUUCAGGUAUCUAACGGCACGAUAAUCCCUUCUUCUCGAAUGGCCGCGUUCAUCGAACGACGCGCGCAUCGCUCGAAAUCUCGUCAGGAUAGGAAUAGUAGCUUUUACUCGUGAAGCUAAGCGAUUCUCCCAAAACACACUAUAUAUUUAUUAAUGGACAACAUUACAAGUUUUUCGUCCAAUAUCCAGGCCGACUGUAAAUAAAUCGGAACUUGCACUGUCGCGUUCGCGAGCAUUCGGUAUUGCUAUCGCAUGCAAUACGUAUCUGAAUGUGUAUGUGGUAUGUGGUAUGUGGUAUGUGGUAUGCGGUGUGCGGUAUGUAGUAUGCGUAUGCGUAUGCGUAUGUGUGCAUUAAACCAAGUUCCUCAAAUUUUUCUGCUAUACGAAAUGAAGCGAGCAUCGACUAUUCGUUUACGCGUGAAAGGUAGUUCCAUUAACGCGCAAAGUUAUUGGGUAGAUUGCGUGUUGUAAUACGGAUACCAAGUUAUCCGCUCCGAUGAAACGGCUCGGUUUCGUGAAAUUUCAUAUAGUAGGAAAUUUUGAAGGGUCGGUGUAACGCAGAAACGUACGUGAACGCGAACAAUGUACUUAGCCGGUAAUUUUGUUAGUCAAAUCAUUUUUGUAUCUCGAUUCUCGAUUCCCGUCUAUCGCUGUACAAACGGCGAAUCGCGGAAGAUGACAUGUCGCGACAAUGACGAGUCGAAAUAAACAACA